AUGAUGAAGAAGAACCUCACUCGUCUCGUCGCCGGCGCGGUGUGGCUGGCGAGUGGCGCGGCUGCGGCAGAAAAUUGUGCGAGCGUCGCCGUCACCGCGAUUCCUUCCUGCGCGCAAAGCUGUUUCCUCGAGGGCGCGUCUUUUGUCGGCUGCGAUAGCCUCGACUUCUCAUGUCAGUGUCGACAAGAGGCGGCACUCUACGCUGCCAUUGAGCCUUGUGUUGCGACGGGCUGUCCUGCCGCGUCGUUCCAGGCUGUCAUCAACGGAGCUUCAUCCGGAGCAGUCGGUGGUUCAACGGUAUCGGGGUCCUUCGUCUCUGCCAUCUCAGGCUCUUCGAUCGGCUCAUCGCCAGCGACAGCAACAGCUACCGCAUCUGGAGAUGCCGGUGGUGGCGGUUCUGCAUCUGCUUCAGCAACGCAAGGCGGUGGUGGCGGAGACACAUGGAACCCCCUUCCCACUAGCCCCCCGUUCUCGACGUCGUCGCCCGUCAAUGCUGCAGGUCGCCAAUCAGACUCAAGUCUCGCCAUGCUUAUCGCAUUUUUCGGAGUAGCGGUGGCUGCUGCGGCCGUGCAAUGA
This is a messenger RNA of Colletotrichum godetiae, 576 nucleotides long. RefSeq lists its product as uncharacterized. NCBI's taxonomy places the organism in Eukaryota, Fungi, Ascomycota, Sordariomycetes, Glomerellales, Glomerellaceae. The record is from RefSeq and is a predicted model, not a curated record. The coding region runs from base 1 to 576 and encodes 191 amino acids. The transcript has 2 exons.